CAUAGAUGGUGUAUUUCCGGUGUAAGAUUUCACGUGUCUGCUUGUACUGAUGCUGUCAUAUCUGGUCUUGGUAUUCACACAAUGAAGUGGUCCCAUAUCGUUCUCAUCCUCACAGUCUUGGUCGUGGGGCUGAUGAGCAGUUCUUUACCAGCAGACGAUGAGGAUAGCCCGGAUGACCUUCAGGGUUCCGGAUCAGGAGAAGGUGAAACUCCAGGUGAAAGUGAAGGUGUUGGUUGGCUGUUCUACUUAAUGAUAGGCUCUGGGAGUGCAGCCGGUUUCAUCAUUGUGGUUGCUAUUGUUGUCUUCAUCCACAGAUUAAGAAAACCACAGGAAGCACAGCCAGAGAAACCUCUGGUUAAAAGUCAAAAGAGUAACAAAGUGCACGUGUAAUUACAAACGGCCAGAUUUCAUGGGACAUGCAUCCACGAUCGUGAUCAUGAAUUCGACGCAAGGAUUAUUCCAUAAUUGUUUAACAGACACAGAAUGAAGACAUUGUUGAGAAAUUAUCACUUGGUGACAUAAAAGAAAGAACACUCUUUGAAUUUUAUG
Haliotis rufescens (red abalone) is the source of this 549-nucleotide messenger RNA. RefSeq lists its product as uncharacterized. NCBI's taxonomy places the organism in Eukaryota, Metazoa, Mollusca, Gastropoda, Lepetellida, Haliotidae. The record is from RefSeq and is a predicted model, not a curated record. The coding region runs from base 82 to 390 and encodes 102 amino acids. The transcript has 5 exons.